Trichosporon asahii var. asahii CBS 2479 is the source of this 987-nucleotide messenger RNA. RefSeq lists its product as uncharacterized. Bases 1 to 987 code for a protein of 328 amino acids. Lineage: Eukaryota; Fungi; Basidiomycota; Tremellomycetes; Trichosporonales; Trichosporonaceae. The transcript has a single exon. The record is from RefSeq and is a predicted model, not a curated record.
AUGAACCUCGAUCUCAGCUGGCUCGAAGAGCUCGCACCGCUACAAGUUCCCGAUGAUGGGGCAAAGCCUCCAAAGAAGAAGAGGAAGCGACCCGCGGUCCCGCCAAAGUGCAAGCCGCCUCCGCCCCGCCGAGCACCCGCGGCCAAACCGGCCGGGAGGGGUCGUAUCAAGCCCAGCACUGCUACUGCUGCAACGGCAGCACCGGUGAAGAGCGCAGAAGCAGGGCCUUCACAGCCAGCAGCGUCGUCACAUGGGCAGCGUGGUCGCGCACACGACCAGCGGCAAAAGACCGAGCGGCAUCCGGCAGCUCGGACUAAAGCAGGCUUCUCGGCGACCCAGGAAGUCGAGAUCUCCGACCGGCAUUUCCUCGGCGCUCCUGACGGCGUGAACCGUGUCGUCCAGGGUCGCCUCCCAACGCCUCCACCAGUCCGAGCGGGCAUCGCCGAGAUGAUCGUCAUUGAUUCUGACAGUGCUCCUGAGCCAGAGCUGGAGACCGAAAGGUUGGGAAAGCGGCGCCGUACGGAGGGCAAGGGGAGGGGAAGGGCACGUGCCCCGCCUAAGCCGAAGGUGACGACGAAGGCCCAGGCAGCGGCCAGGAGCAAACCGAAGCCACCGCCCAAGAUCAAGACCCCGAAGCCCAAGGCUGUGAAGGGAGUAAAGGGAGGGAAGAGGAUGCUCCGCAAGACGCGAGAGGCUAGUCCGUCUCCGCUCUCCUCGCCCCCACCCCUCUCUCCGCUCACCUCUCCACAUGCCGCCGCCACCCCCUCCCCGUUCCCUACCACCCCGGUCCUCAAGAAGCUCAAGCAGCAGACGGACGAGCUGAACUUCGUCCUUCCAGCACAUAGGCUGUUCGUCGGCCGGCCGGCACGUUCGCCCUUCCUGUUCGGCACGGAGGGGCCGUGGAGUGCAGAGAACCUCGCUUGGAUCGAGGGCAGGGAGCUGGAGGAGGUGCGACCUAAGAAGUGGGUGCCGCAGUUCUGGAAGUGA